Lymnaea stagnalis (great pond snail) is the source of this 13617-nucleotide messenger RNA. The record is from the annotation of a GenBank genome assembly. NCBI's taxonomy places the organism in Eukaryota, Metazoa, Mollusca, Gastropoda, Lymnaeidae.
GCUUUUUAUUGUUAAGUUAUAAAAAUGGCGGACGUAAACACAGCUCCGCGAUUAUCGAAAAAGCGAAAGAUGGGAAAAAACAAAAAGAAAUCUUGGAGAGCAUCAAAAGUUGAAGAUAUCGAAGAGUUUCUCGAUGACGAAAGACGUCAAAUACGAACAGGGUACUUGAAUCUCUUAUUUAAUAUACAUAUUCCAAAUCCCUUGUUACACCUGUUAUCGAUAUACGCACGUGUGUAGAGGAGCCUUGAGUUAGAGCGCUUGGUUUGGUGGUAUUUACUUUGGUUUUGAUGCUUUAAACAACAACUAACUGCUAUAUUUGAAACAGCCUUUGCUUUAGUCAAAUAAACCUGGUCAAUAAACCCUUACCCCUGUAAAUAAUUUUUGUCUUGAUGAACUACCUUGGGGAUAGGGAUAGUUCUGAGUUCUCAAACAUCUGUGUAACUGCCCCAUUUGGGCCUUAAUUAACUUGAACUCUCCAUGAACCCCCCCCCCUCCUUUUUUUAAAAUAAAAAUAAAAUUUUCUGUUCCCUAAACCCACCCCCUAGUAUCAUUGAUUGAAAUAUAGGUAUUAUCACCAAUUCUGAGUUCUCAAACAUCUGUGUAACUGCCCCAUUUGGGCCUUAAUUAACUUGAACUCUCCAUGAACCCCCCCCCCCUCCUUUUUUUAAAAUAAAAAUAAAAUUUUCUGGUCCCUAAACCCACCCCCUAGUAUCAUUGAUUGAAAUAUAGGUAUUAUCACCAUUACUUCUAUUAAUGUAUUGGUAAUUCUAAUUUAAUUUGGGCUAAAACCGAGGACGGCUGCCACAGCGUCUUUUGGGUAUUGUUUACGUUUGGGAGUCACUUCCCUUGGCUCAAUUUUAGAAAUGUUGUUUUUUCUUAAGUAAUGUAUAGUAUUCAUGCGCCCGAGGAAUGUUUAAUAUUUUAUUGUUUUGUUAAAGCAGUGGCGGAUUAUGUGGAAACUAUGUUUGGAAAUUUGAGAAUGUUCGAAAUAUUACUGAAAAAUAGAUACAUUAUUUUUUUAUUUGGUACUUUAACAUGAUGCGGAUAUGGAAAGGAGUGCUUAAAUUUUACGUCAGUUGAUUGAUUUACCGCCAUCGCUGUAAGUUCAAAAUUUUUUUUCAAUAAUUUCAUUAUUUCUUCUUCAUUUUAUAAUCAUUUUUGGCCAUUUCUCUUCUUUUUGUUCAUUUUCCUAGUUUUCCUGCCACAGUGAGUCAGUGUGUAAAUUCCACACGUUUUUACUCGCAGCUUUAGGCUAGUUUUAGGGAUCGAUUUAGGAUUCAGGUUAGGUUUAGGGAUCGAUUGUUUUCUUAUUAUAUAUUUUUUGUUAAAUUGGGUAGGGGUUCUGGGGAGUGGUCUUCCCUCCCCAGUCCACUUGAAGAUCACUCCAAAUGCAAUUUAAUUCACGUGUCUCCCUGUUUCUUUCCUUUCAUUUUAUUCUUUUUUUUUUUUUUAUGAACACAUUCCCCCCCCCAAGUUCCUUUUUUCAUAACACGUGUUUUGCACUACUUUUUGGCCUCCAUCUUGGUUGACCCUUCAAAUUACUUCAUGUUUCUUUCCUUUUUUUUUAUUUUUUUUUUUUUUUUAUGAACACAUUCCCCCCCCCAAGUUCCUUUUUUCAUAACACGUGUUUUGCACUACUUUUUGGCCGCCAUCUUGGUUGACCCUUCAAAUUACUUCACGUGUUGUGGCAACCAAGAUGGCGGCCAUCAAUAAAAAAAAAAGUGGCAGGCGUCCCCAUUUUUUACCAUUUGUAAUAGUAUAAAAUUAUAAUUUGCCUAGUAUUAUUCUAUAUUAUAGUUAAUAGCUUCCGGUUAGUAACAAGAUGGCUGACUCACAAAUUUGUGUGUGUACUGAAAUUGAUGAAAACAGGAAAGCAAUGAAUGAAUAUCAAUAUUAACAUAUAAAAUCAAUGUGGGGAAACUAGGGUAAGACUACAAGAGUAAACCCAAACUGUAAAAUCCAGAAUGGAGUCCCGAAGUCAAUCUGAUGCUGAUACCCAUGUCAUUUCGACAAUUCCUGUGAUGCAGUUAUUGCUAAGUUAUAUUGACAGGUGUCAUUCCCUUGGAUCCACUGGCUGCAUGGAGAGUAGGGAUCUGCUGCAUUGGAAUUGGGCCAAAGCUGGUCUCCAUGAAACACUGCCCAGGCUAAGUAGCUGCACUGGUGAUGAAGACACUUCACGAGGAGCGGCCUAAACUGUCUCAAACCAAACAGUCCGGAGUUCAAUCCCCGCCAAAGCCAACAUCCCUAGCACCCCGGGUGGAAGGGACUCGUCAGCCUUGGACGGCAACCCAUCUAAGAGAAGGAAAACUCUGAAUUUAAACCAGGAGCCAGAAUGAUCAUCAAAUUGAUCGUGGGCACCUCAAAUAUAAGAAGAAGAAGAGAUUUUAAUUUUAAAGCAAGGAAAGUAAAUAGAAGGAAGACUCCACAACCUUGCAGCAUGAUGUGCGAAAUGAAGCCCUUGCAACAAAAAGAUCAUUACAAAAAGACAAAUUUAACCAGGAGUCAAAGUUCUCCUGAGAGUAGGGCAGCUGAGACUGCCAUUCCAGGAUUGUGAGCAUUUUGAUUAAAUGUCAAUAGUUACUCUACUGUCUAAUGAAGAUGGAAGGAUGCCUUAUACAUUCUAUAUAAAUAUAGGGCUAUUAUAGUCUAUAGCAGGGCCAGGAAACCCAAUACAAAUUUAGGUUUCCCUAUUAUUUCAUUAAAUCUUAUUGACUCACGUUUUAUUUAUAAAUAUAUAAAUCCUGGUAUACUUAUGAUAGGUAAGGAAAAUAUAUUUUCCUUUUUUUUUUAAAAUGAAUUUCUUUUAUGAAUGCUUAUGUUUAUAAAAAUGUAUUAUAGUUUUUAAAAUUUAAAACAAAACUAAUUUCAAAUUGCGGUUAUUACAGAAUGUUCCAAACAGAAUCAGAAAUGAAGCUUUUAGUGAACGAACAGGGUUUGAUUCCCACCUCUAGUCAUGAUAAUAAGGCAUUUUUUUUUUAUGCGAGUAUUCGCAUAGUUAAUCAGAAUUGUUAAGUCAACAUGUCGAUGUGAUUUACCUGAUGUUGUGUUUGUAUUCAAUAUUGAUGUUUAAAUUAAAUAUCAGCUCAAAAAAUGAUUUUCAGAUUUAUUUUAUUUAUCUUGAAUAUGAUAAGCUAACUUAAUUCAACAAUUCCAGCAGGCAAUUUUCUUGUUAGUAGUUGCAAUUUCUAAAAGAAAUUUCUAAAUAAAACUGUCAUUUUUCUUAAACACUAUUUUACCUACUACUUUUAUUUUUUAUAGAGGUUUGGUCUCAGAGAAGUUGGAUAGAAGUCUCUUUGUUAUAGACAAAAGCUCAAAGCAAGGCUCUGAUUCAGCAGGUAUGUGGAAAAAAAAUAACUAUAACAAUGUAAUAGAAAAGUUAUUAGUACUGUACUAUAUACUCACAUUUAUGUAACACUUUUUUUUUAACCAAAAAUUUUUAUAAAAAUCACUGUGAGCCCUCUAUGCUUGACAUCAAUUACACUAACUGUUAUUCAAUGUGGUGUAGUCAUUUAAUAUUACUAGUAUACAAAAAGUCAUAGAACUUUUUUCUCUUUUGCUCUCGCUGGUGAUUUUUAAAAUGUUAAUUAAAGAUCAUAUAGUUUAUCACAACUGCUUUUCAGUUUACAAUUUGUAAUAGUAAGUUAUAGAAACAUUAUUGUGAUGUCUGUUAACAAAAAUUAUUUAUAGUUCCAUUAAAAAUGGGCCAUGUAGCUCCCCAAACUAAGGCUGUGACCUAUCUGUGGGUCAACAUGAAAUACCUGCUUUAAUAACCCAAAAUUAAUGGUUCAACCCAGCCUAUGGUGUGAGCCAGGAGCCUCCUGGGGCCAAGCUAUACAGUAAAUGACAGCACAAGUUUAGUAAAUAAAAUAAAAUUUCAAAUAUACAUACCGUUCAACUUCAAAAAUAUAGUACAGUCAUUAUUUGUACCUAAUUUUAUAGAUGUUUUAAGAUAUACACAACUACAAGGAAUGUCUAUUGUAAUCUUGUUCAGAUUUUUUAAAUAAUAAAUAUAUUUUUUAUAGACCAUUAAAACUCAUGAUUUUGAUAAAAAAAUUAGAUUCUAAUUGAUUUUAAAUUAUAUUUAUUUAUCUAAUCUUUUUAUACUCAAAGGCACUUGAAAAAAAGAAAUAAAGUUUAUUUUUAUAUCUUAUUAGUCACAUAAUAUAUUAUUUAUUAAAAUAUAAUUAUCAUUACACAAUUUUAUACUAAAUUGUAUUCAAUAAACUUUUCAGUUUUUAGAAAUUAGAAAUCAUCUUGGAUUUGAGAAAGCUAGAAAAUUAGUUUUUCUAUUCAAAUUAUUUUAUCAGGAGCUUAGGUGGAAUCAAAUGACAUUGACAAUAUUAUAACAUUGAUAACUUGAAAGUCUUAUUCACAUAAAUUCGAUAGAGACUGAAUAUAGUUGAUUAUAGGUUUUUAAAACUUUUUUUAAAGUUAAUUAUUUUAUUUUUUAUUCAAAUAGAUUGAAAAAUUAAUUGUGAAAGUCCCUAUUAAUGGCUUUAAUUAAGAUUUUAUAAAUUAUUCUAAUAUUAUUUUCCUUAAAUUUAAAUCAGUAUGAUAAAUCCUUUAAAUUUUAAUAAAUUUAUUUAAAUUAUAUUAACUACAUUAUGUUUCAUCUUUAUAAAAAAUUAAUGUACUUGAAAUUCUAAAGAAGUCCAUAAUCUAAAAAAAGAAGAAAAAAAUCAAAUUUAAGUUUUAAACAAUUCAAUUUAAAUCCAAAUAAAUCUGAUUUUUAAAAAAAAAACUAUAUGUAUUUUUAUCAAUUUUUAGUCACGUAAAAUGGCUUUGUAUGUUUUUAAAAAAAAUAUUUAUAUAUCUUAUGAAUAAGGGAUUUUUAUCUCAGACAGAUGACAUAAUUUAUGAUACUGAAUCAAAACUUUGUUUUAAAUGUGUCCUCUUUUUUUUCCAAAUCAUUAUUAUUAAUUUCAGAACCCAAGUCUAAAAGAAGCCUUCGAAAUAAACCAUUAAAAUGCCUUUCCCUUCUUCAGCCAGACCCACAUAGUAAAAUAGUAAGAAAGUAAGUCCAUUUUUGUUUUUACUUUUGCUAAAUAUGUAAGUUUAAAAAAUAUUUUUGGCAACGUUGUAAAAUUUAUAAGAUCAUCCACAGUUACUUUAGAAUGGGGAGUCUGCCCUGGUGGCUCUUAAAAGUCUUCUUUGGAGGAAAAAAAAAAUACAUUAAAACAUGAAAUAAUAAAAUGAAAAAACAAUAGAGCUUGAGCCGGUAAAGUAGAAAGCUAUAAUCACAUGCCAUUAAGAAGCAGUGUUAGUGCAUUUGGACUCCAGCAUUCUAUGAGUAGGAUCUUUGUUUCAAUUUAUUUGAUUGUUACAAAUUCACUUGCUGGUUGUGGUUUUUUUUGUUAGCUAAAGAAGGAUUUUUUUUUUCUUCUCAAGAUUGCUGAUUGUAACUUUUUUUUUUCUAUGACUAAUAUGGUUAAGGAAUUCAUUAUAGAAAGGUAAUUUUAAAAAUUAGGUCAUAUUUCUUUUUAAACAGAUGUCCCCAAAAUACAUUACAAAACUUUUCUAGCAUAUCAAAAUAUAGGCUUAGUUGAAAUGUGGAUGAAGUUAAAUUCAUCUCUGUAACUACCAUUAGUGUUUUUCAAGACAUAUUUAUCCCACCUUCUGGAAUGUGCUGCUCAAAGCCAUAAUCUCUUUUGGGUUUAUGGUAAAUGGGUCACUACAGCUAUACAUUUCUACAUUAUCAUUUGUCAUUCCUUUACUUUUUUAAAGGGGCUUUUGGGCGGCCCCUGGCACACCCAAAACAGUGAUCCAUAACAUUAUCCAUAGAUAUCCACAUUUCAAAAUAGUAAGCCAGUUCAAGGAAAUGAACACAAGAAAAAACAAGACCCGGAUGGAAAUCCAUCUUCAGUAAAUUUGAGUUAAUUCAAAACAACAAAUGUGACAGAAAUUCUCAUACACACUGAUGUUGACUAACUUUUUACUUAUAGCUUUUAGUUUAGCUCAUCAAAAUAUUUAACUGAGUGGUAAAUUAUAUAUUUUUUUAUUUUAAGAAAGAAAUAAACGUGGCAUCCUAGUUUGUUUCCAAUAAGUAGUUUUUGACUUCUGACCAUAGCUUCCUUUGGCCCUUCGGCUCUUAUCAUAACAGAAGUGCUGCACAACACACUCGGGAGGCAUUGCCAUGUGUCAUAUUCACUUUAAGUCCAAGCCAUGGAUAAAUAUAAGAUUAGGGUUUGGAAUAAAAUACGAACACCUUUUUUACUCUCAUAAGCAUUUACAUAUUAUGUCAUUAAAAUGCAAGGAUAAACUCACCUUGUCACUGAUUAUACAUCUGUGCUUGAUUUUUUUCCCUCAUAAUUUGUUUUUUUAAACAAUACCAUAAUUCAUGUUAAAUUACUUCAACCGUUUCAGGCCGGACGAUAUCACUUUUCAAAAAGGAAAAAGGACUGAAAGAAUAAUUAGCAGAAAUAAUGAGCGGUCUCGUUCUCAAGUUAGGAUAAUUGCUGAGAAGCAGAGACAGAAAUGGAAGGAAGAAAAGUUAAAGGAAAAGAUACACAAAAAACAGCUUCCAGUUGUGACUGAAGAUUUGUGGUUGGGUAGGUUUGACAAUUACAAUAUUUGAAGCUAUUCUAAUUCUCAAAGACAGAGCUUUCCAAACUUUUUAUGUUGUAGACAUACUUUUAGUGGUCCGCAUUUUCACUUAACACCUUCAGGUUUUACCAGCUUAAACAUAUAAUAGCUAGCAUGUUUUGAUUAGUGCAAUUUUAAUAAUCAUAAUCAUGGUCUUAAAAAAUUUACUUUAUUUUCAGCUUAAUGUCAUCAGAAAAACAUCUUAAAUAUAUCUUCCAAAUAUGUUAUGGACCACUACAACAAUUUCGGACCCAAACCAUGGUCCAAUAAUAGCUGAGCUAAAUUCCUUAAUGAUGGGUUUGACAAUAGUUGCUGGUUCAUUAUGUGCGUUUGAAAAGUUAUUUUACAGCCAAGGAACUUGCCAUUUCAAAUGUCUCUGAUAUAUUCAUGACAUUCCCUGAUGAAUGAGGCAGACUGCUUCUUUAUAAAUUUUGAAUCCUCAUUGAAUUUAUCUACUGGCUUUUUGAGGAAUAGCAAUUCUUAGGCCUAAAAUUCCCCUUUAAUUCACUUAGUACCAUACUUUCAUUUGAAAGUGAUAUAAACUUGUGGACAGGGCUUUUACUUUUCUCACAACCCACCACUCUGCAGUUGGAUUGAUGCACAUACAGCCAAUGCAUUUUGUUCAUAGCAAACUUCAAUUUUACCAACUUUUUAUUUCUUAAUUAGAAGGAUAUAUUUUUUUACAGAUGAUUCAUUGCACAUUCAGUGAUUUAACUGCCACUGUAUAAUACAUUUGUAACUAUAAUUUUAAAAAAAGGUGAAAUAGCAGCCACCACACUAACUCGGCACCAAUGAAUAACUGGGAACACAUAAAAUAUAAUAAAGUUUUAACUAUAAUUAUUUUAAAUGUGAAAUAACAGCACAGGCACUAGAUCAUCAGCAAUGAUAACGCACAAUACCCUGCUUUGUACUGCAUGUAUCUGGAAAAGCAUUGUAGCUGGUGCUAUGUGCAGAAAUAAAUUCUAAUAAAUUCAAAAUCUAAAGAGAAAAGACCUUACAAAACAAAGCCAUACCUCCUUUCCAAUAAGUUUAGGUUUUAGAUCAUGGCUAAACUGGCAAUCCAUGUGUAACAUUUCUAUGGAAAAAAGGGAGAUACCAGACUAAAACCAUUAGGAUGAAAUGUGAAUGCAAUAAUGUGUCAUGCUAUUCUGUUCCUUACAUUCCUAAAAUAAAAAUAGUUGCAAUAUUUUCACUUGACAUACCUACACUCUAUAGGGGCCACACAGUUUGGAAAGCUCAUUUGUAGAGGCUGGCCUAUCAUUAUUGUAUUUAUUUACUAAGUGAAGUGACUGUUCUGUUACACUGUACAAGAUAAGUUUCUGCACAAAAUAUACUUGUGCAUUUUAUUAAUCAUUGUUUCAAGUACAACUUAUUUAACUUUUGCUUUCUUUCAUUAUAGCUGAUAAUGCCCUCGAGUCAAAUGGUCAAAAGUUAAAGGUAUCUAAAAAGCACUAUAUUAUUAUUAACCAAUUUUAAAUUCCUGUAUCUGCCAUCAUUUUGACUGCAAGUAAAUAGCAUUUCUAUUAUUUUUAUUUGAAUGCCUGGGAAAUACAGAUCUAUUUAUAAUUUAUAAUAAAUGCAUUUUAUAUCAAAUAAACUAUUUUUAUUUGAAAUAACAAAAUUUGGAGCCUAAAAUUUGUUAAAUUAAAAAUAAUUUUCUUUAAGCAUAUUUGUCAAUCGUAUUUAGUUUUUUAAAAAUCAGAAUACAAAUUCUUAUUUUUUUUAUUUUCAGCGUCCUAGGAGGCAACUGACAAGUGCUUUGUCAGCCACUCAUAUUCCACAUCCGGGUACAUCCAUAAAUCCAUCUUAUGACGAUCAUCAGGUAGAGUAAAGUAGUUUUAAUUUAUAUUCAAGAAUUAUUCCAGUAAAUUCAGUGUAGACAAUGUGCUAAUCCUUAGUUGAUGACAUCCAUUACCCAGUCCAAGAUGCCUAGUAUGUAAAGAAUUUGAUUAUUGUUUUACCAAAAUCUUAAUUUUUAAGCUGUUUAAAAAAUUUCAUAGUUUUUACUUUAUGUUGUUGUCAAAUAUUUGUUCUUCGUCUGUCCACUUUUAUUGAGGGGAUGCUGCAGGGAGGCACAGUUGUCAAUUAGCCGCAAGAUGUGAGACCUGCUGAAGUCAUGUUUGUUUUUACUUAAAAACACUAGACUGAGCUAAAUCUUUUUAUUUGUGUGUUAAAUAGUCUUACUGUACCAACCUUUUUCUUUUGAAUAUUCAUAUUUCCUCAGGAUUUGCUACUGCUGGGACAUUUAAAGGAAGAGCAGCGGAUUAAAAACGAGAAAAAAAUUCUUAAUGCUCUUAAGUUUCCCUCUAAAGAAGAUGCCCCAGAUGAGGUGAAUUUAUUAUUAUAUUUCUUUAGAAUUGCUCCACACACUUAAGAAAAUGAGUAUUCAUUAUGUUGAUCUGAUGUUAAUCCGGGUCUCUGAACAUGGUUGAAAUUUUCGGGGAACGGGUGUUGUUUGCAUCUAUAUUUUUGCCCAGUGACACAGAUCGUAAUCAUCGUUCACCCUUGCUCCUGAUUAACGUAAUAGCUCUAUUCUUUAUCUGCUUUGCCUUUUCAACUCCCAAUGGAGCAUAGGCCAUAAACAAUUUCUUUCCAAGCCUUCCGGUCUCUUGCUAUUGUUUCGAACUCUUUCCUAAUCUUUAUUACAUCCUGUUGACCGCUCUUUGCCAGGUGUUUAAAGGUUCCAUACCAGUGCAUGUCUUGUUAUAUUUGGCAUCUGCUUUCUCAUGAUAUGACCUAUCCAUCUCCACCUUCUUUUCCAGAUCUAUUGCUUUGAUGCGAUUUGUGCUGUCAUCUCCCUCACUGCUGUAUGAGGGAAGAGGCAUUUGAGCUAAAAAUUCUAAUUUAUGUAUUUCUCCUUAUUUGCCUAGAGCUCUAAAUAUUUUUAAGUAAAGCAAAAGCUCCUCUUGCCUUUUGUAUUCUUGCCUUGAUGUCCGCUUCAGAUCCUCUAUCCCUACUAACUAAACCUGCUAGAUACGUAAAAUUAACUGCUUAUCCUAGAGAUUUUCACCAUAUCACUACAACUUCUGAUCUUUUUGCAUUAAUUCUCAUCACUUCUGUUUUGUUUUCAUUCAUUGCAAUCCAGUCUUUCUGGAUAUUGAAGUUUUAUCUUGUAUGUUUUUUAGAUUUGGAGUAUAAGGGGGAAUGUCAUUUUCAAAAUCCAAAGCUUGUAAGUCUUUGAAAAGGAAAGCUCUAUAAGUGUGACUAAUUUUGAAAUAAAUUAUAAUUUAUAUUUCAAAGCAAAAUACAUUAUAAUUGUGGCUGAUUAGUCGGCAUUGACCAAUUUAUUUAUUGGAUGCAACACUAUUUGGACAUUUUUAUGAAAGAAAUUUGUUUGAAGGAAAAUUAUGUGUGGGAACUUUGUUUGAACGGACAUUUGUUAAAAAUCAAAUUUAAUAACAGGAGAUUUUUAUUAAAAAAAUUUUUUAUCAGUUUUGAGCAAAAAGACCCUGCUCUAGGCUCUGCCUUACAACACUGGUUUAAAAUAAAUGUUAAAUAAAGGGUAAGCAUUUGAAAAGAUUUUUAUUGUGGUCAAAUUAAAGCUUUAAAAAUAUAGGCAUUAAAUUUUUUAAAGUGAUUUAUCUUCUAAGUAUUAAGCUUCUGAUUUUAGUUCACCUACAUGGUUGAGAUGUCAGCUGGACUUGUAGAUGAUACAGAUGAGGAAGAUGAUUUAGAGGAGGAGGGGGUCGAUGCAAUUCCUGUAUCAGCCAAUCCGCCAGUCAGAAGAGAAGACAGAAAAACAAAGCGUCAAAAAAGAAAUGAAAAAGUGGAAGAAGAAAAGGUAAAAAUCAAAAUAUUAAAGUUGUAUUAAAUCUUGUGUCAGUUCUGGAAUGGCAUGGCUCCAUUUUCUCUAAUUUUUGUAAAUCAAAUAAAAAGCAUUUCUUACCACAUGCCUUGAACCAAAUAUCUUAAAUUUAGUCUAAAUACAUUUUUAUCAGUUUUUUAACAAUGUAUUAUAUAGAUUUUUGAAAACAUUUUAGAUAUUUAAUUGUACCAUCUUCUCUUUUUAUCAGGCAAAGAAAAGGGCAAUGGAAGAAAAAGUUAAAAAAAGAGAAAACAUGGUUUUGAGGUAAUGCGGUUGGUAUAUAUACUUAUGCCAUGUCCAUAACCUCUCAAGGAAAUCUGAAGAAUAAACUAUACAGCAGAAAAUUAUUGUUAAAAUAUAUUUGUCACAAGAUGAAUCCCCUUUUGUCUACCCAUAUUAAUAUAUGUGUGGUUAUGAUUGUUAUGAGUGAGCAAUCUUUUGUAGCUACAAGCCAGAUUUAAGAAGUAACAGAGGCAUGGGAGGCAUAAAUUGUGAAAGUGAAAGGAGGGGGGUAGGGAAUGGAUUUUUCAGGAAUCAUAUGGAAUUAAUAAUCACGUUUUCUUUAUUCUCAAACUAUGUUAAUGAUUAUUAUAACUAUAUUAUGUGUAAAUAAAUAAGAACAAUAAAUUAUAGUCUGUAAUAAUUAUAGUAUAAUUGAUUAUCCCAAAAAUAAAAUGUACUCAAUCAAUACAAAACAGAGAAAAUUGGGAUUACAUCAGAAAAGCGAAACAACACCAUACAGUAGUAAUAUCUGAAAUCAAAAUUUAAAUUACAAGUUCAUUUUUAUUUUCCAUUUUUUUUUUAUUUUAAGGAAAAGCGAGCCAUAGUUUUCGCACCCCGGUAUUAGAUUAAUACAACUAAAUGUUAACUGAAUCAAUGAAAAUUUAAAGAAAACAGCAACUAUAUUACUUUUAAAGUUUUCAUUUUUAAAAUUUUUUUUGGGCUCUUAAAAAGUAUAACAAAAAUAGCUUCAAAAUAAUUCCUUUUAACAGAUCUAGUGCUAAUGAACACAAAUAUCCAAGAAUUAGCAAAGGUAAAUAAAAUGAUGAAGAACUUAUACAAAGAGCUCUCUUAAAUGGGGACUUCUGACUACCACUAAUAACAUUUAAUAUUUAUUUUUAACUAUAAAAGGCUCUAAGUUGUUAAAUUUAACAUGAUCAAUUCUCGCCACAUAGCAGCAUUUAAAAUAACUACCUACCUCAUUUAGUAAUUUUUUAAAUUGUUUUUCAGAAUACCAUCCCUUAAGUCAGAAAUCAAUAAAGCAGAAAGACAGAAGUCAGAAAGGCAAGCUCUCAAGCAAAAGAAAAAGGAAGAAGAAAAGUUCAAGACAAAGCGUCUUGGUUUAAUCAAAUAUCCUUUUUUUUCAUUCAGCAAUAAAUUUUUAAAACAAUUCAAAAACAAAAAAGUAUUAAGUAGACGGCAAAUUGAUUUGUAAUGUUUUUCAUUCAUAAUCUAUGGAAGAACAUCACUGCAUUGAAGUACAAAAUGAAAAUGUAUGUAUGAUUAUUUAACUUCUGUUUCCUUAAUUCAUUGAACAUUUGAGGAACCCGACCUUGAUUUGAAGCUUUCAUCUGAGCUAGUUGCUUCUUUAAGGGAAGUCAAGGUAAAAUAUGAAGAAAUUUAUUUAUUAUUGUAAGAUUUAUUGCUUGUAAAUGCCCAAAAUAAAUAAUACUUAUAUAUGAUAUAUGUUAUGAGUUUUAAGACCUUAGCAAAUAUCAACAAAUCCAGAAGAAAAAAAUGAUUGAAAGCUAACCACACUAUACUGUCUUUAUUUUUUUCACAAGAAGUAAAAGCAUUACAAAGGGCCAUCUCCAGAUUUUUUAGGUUUGGAUUUAUGAAUAUUAGCAGACCCAUUGGCUUUUUUUCAUUUUUAUAAUGGAUUUAUUUACUAAGUUUUUUUACAAAAAUUACAAACAUGAUUAAUUAAAUGAAAUGGCCUUGUCCCCCUUGGAAGCUGUUUCCAGUCUGACUUAGUGGCAGAUCAAAGUGACCACCAUGGUACACCAUGUGUACCUAUGUGUUUUUGACUUAAUAAAUUUAAGGGGUUAACAUGGAAAAGUUAUGUUCUGACAUUUGAUAUUUUCACUUCUCUCCACCCCAAUGAAAUUUAAAAAAAAAUAUUGUCACUUUUAACCUGUUAUUCUGUUACCUUUAGCCUGAAGGUCAUCCACUUCAAGACGUUUACAAAAGUAUGCAGAGAAGGAAUAUUAUUGAACCAAGGAUAAGACAAAAGUAAGUAGUGCAUUGACUUUGAAGAUAGAACUAAAUAAUAAUCAUUAUAUGGCAUUUAUCUCAUUCACUUUAUCUAUCAAUUAACUGAUUUAAACUUAUUAGCAGUGACUUAAGUUAUUCUUAAAAAAAUGUCUAACAGGAGGAAAAGGAAGUACAAGCUAAAGACGUUUGAGAAGAAAGGUCACAAAGAAGUCACGUAAGUAUUUUAACUAUGGAUGUUAACAGAUAAAAGAUUUAUGUUUCAAUAACAGUUAUUUUUACUUUAUUAUACCGUACCUAAAAGGCUUGUAUUAAUUAAAUAAUUUUUAAAAAUCUGGACUAAUUUUCUCUUUAAAAAUUCAUUUUUAUUUUACAUUAUUUUUACUUCUUUAUGAUAAAAUUGAUAACUUAUUAGGAAAAGAUUAUUUGUUCCUGGUGUUUAAGCAGUGAAAGAUUUGAUUAAAAAAAGGAUGCCAUGAGGAUGAAUACAUUUUGUUAACAGGAGGAUAAAACCCCAGUAACAAUCUGUGAAAGGAGAUUGAGAUUCUCUCUAGGCUAAAUAAUGAACUAAUAUAAUUGUCGGCAAAGCUGCAUUGCUUCAAAUCUACUAUUUCAAUUUCAAAUUAAUGCAGCGACCAUUUGCUCUAUGGGGGUCAUUAUCAAGAACCCACUCCCAAUCAUUUAAUAUAAUGAGAAAUGGAGCAUUCAUAAUUCAUUAGAAACAAUGAAUUUGUAAUGAAUGAUGUUGAUAGAUGGUGUGAAUCGUUACUUAUUGUAUUUGUACUUUAAGGUACCUAGCCAUUAGGCAAAUUUGUCACUAUAUACUUAACAUGGUUUCACUAUAGCCCGGAUUAGGAGAUACCGGUAGCACAAAUUAAGCCUUGGACCCUAAAAAUCAAGGUUCAAGUGAAAUCUGUGCUCUUAUAAUUUAUCCAAUUUUAUCUUUGUUUCAGAUUAUGAUUCAGCCAUAAGGAUUCCUGUAAAUAAAAUUGAAAUAAAUGAUCUUUUUCAAAGAUAAU